This is a messenger RNA of Epinephelus moara (kelp grouper), 2791 nucleotides long. RefSeq names its product inhibitory synaptic factor 2A. Gene Ontology annotation, biological process: inhibitory postsynaptic potential. The transcript has 5 exons. Gene Ontology annotation, cellular component: postsynaptic density. Bases 449 to 1996 code for a protein of 515 amino acids. Lineage: Eukaryota; Metazoa; Chordata; Actinopteri; Perciformes; Serranidae. The record is from RefSeq and is a predicted model, not a curated record.
UUCUGCCUGCGUGGGCUCUGUCGCUGAGGCGUCCGGAGUUCAGCCACUGUGUGUGCGUGUGUGUGUGUGUGUGGCUGUGUGAGUGUGUGUGUAUGCGUGUGUGAGUGAGUGUGAGCCCCUGCCGACGCCGUGCGGAGAAAGGAGAAGGGGAACAGAGGAGAGCUGGUGGAGAGGAGGAAAAAGAGAGGGGGAGUGUUGACUCUCACUGGGGCUUAGAGGAACCUCACGCCACUGGAUCAGAGGACGCCGAUGUGCAACAACUACUCCAACUACUGCCGCUGCUGCUCUGCCUGCGUGCCGCUGCCUGCCUGUCCUCUCAACUUCUGCCAUGGCAUAGCCACCUCUUCCAGCUCGCCUCUAAUCCACUAAGGAAACGGGCAUGCACGGGCACAACCAGGGAUCUAGGCUAACGCAUCCUUUACGUCAGUAAUUCACAGUCUGAGGAAACAUGGUGAGCAAGGAGGGUGGCAAAUGCAUGCUCACCAACUCAGAGUCUGACUCGGAGGCAGCGCCCUUGCCCUCCACCUCGCUGGCGCUGGAGGUGAAGUAUUCCCUGGAAGCCAGUCGACAGGUGAGGAAGAGAAACAAGGCCCUGCAAGUGCGUUUCAAGGAUAUCUGCGAGGCACAGAACGAGCAGAGGGAGGCGGAGUUGCAGGCAGCGGGGAAAGGCGGCAAGCCGAAUUCAUACAAAGUGGCGUACCGCAAGUACAUGACUGUCCCUGCCCGCAGAUCCAUCCCAAACGUCACAAGGAGCACAGGCGUGCAGACGUCCCCUGACCUGAAGAAACGCUAUCAGACCUUUCCCUUUGAGCGCAAGAAAGGUCACACCUUUAAACACGUGGCGGCCGUGGAAACUUAUAAAGGUCAGAAUAACGGUUUUGUCAUGGAGGUGAAGCAGUCCAAGGCUGCUGAGCAGGGUUUAGAUGAGGAGGAGGAGGAGGGAGCCUGCGGGGGGAGUGGAGUCCGGAGGACCAGGGCUCUGCUCCAUACUAAUGAGUGCAUUGCCACAGUGGAGCAGCACACUGCACCUGAUGGCCUGUGCUCUGACGCUCUGCUGCUCAGUUGCUCUGCAGACACAGACUGCCUUGCAGACACACAGAGAGGAAGCGGAGCCGGAGCACAGGCAGAGUACCAGCUCUGCAGUGUCCCAUCCAAAGCCAGGACAGGAUUACAACACAGGGAGGCCGAUACAGACCGCUCGGCCAAGAGGCAGCUGCUCAAUCUGGAGGAGGGCUCGUCCCGAACCCUGCCGGACAGGGCCUCCAAGGUUACGGGCCCCAUCGCCUGGAACUCCCUUACACAGGUGGAGUGCCUGGACAGUCCGUCUGUGCGGAGCAAGCGGAAGAAAGCCCUGCAGCUCAACGGGCUGCAGAGUGAGACGCUACCACGUUCCAGCGGAGGCUGUACAACACAGGCACAGUGCCACACGGGACAGUUGUCUGCCCGGCCUCUACGGGGCAUGGAGGAGCCUCUGACACCCUGCAGAGGUGGCGAGGCUGGUGGGGCACCGCCCGACCAAACACAGGAGGCCUGCAAGCAAAUAGUGCCUAUGAAUCAGGACGGGGAUGUUAAAGCACAGCUCCAGGCCAUGGAAAAUCUCAUCAGCUCCAGCCAAGAGACCAUCAAGGUGCUGCUGGGGGUCAUCCAGGAACUGGAGAAGGGGGAGGCCCACAGAGAAGGGAGGAAGACAACAAGGAUGUGGGAUGGAAAAACUUCAGUCGAAGUUUUUAGGUUAAAGAAACUCUCCUAUCGAACCGGACAGGACACGGCCAACUGCGACACAUGCCGGAACAGCGCAUGCAUUAUUUACAGUGUGGAGCUGGACUUCAAGCAGCAGGAGGACAAGCUGCAGCCGCUGAUGAAGAGGCUUUGCCCUACGGAGGAAGGCCACUUCCCCUCCCUGCCUUACCCCCAGGAGGCCUUCACCUCCACCCCUAAACGCAAGUCCAAAGCUGACUCCAAGAAGCACGCUCGCUGGAAACUUUGGUUCCUCUGAAACACACAAGACUGUCUCCUCACCCGCACUACGGAUGCACAGGAUUUAUGCGUCCGUCUGGUCGUCCAUAUUUGUUUGGGUUAUCCAUCGUCUUCAGUUUUAUCACAUCUCCCUUGGCUUUUUGUAGACCUGGUGACCAGUAUUGACGGAGAGCUCCCCCACUGGAUACUGAGCCUUUCUCAGAGAUGACAGGAUGUGUAACGGGACACAAGUGUGGAUUCCACGGAAAAUUCUGUAAUGUCAUGCUUACCAAAAAUGGAUUCAGAGUUAUUUUGAACUAAUUUCUUCAAACAGGGUGUGAAAUUACACCAGGGCGACAUAUUUCGAGAUCAGCAAGGUGAGAAGACGAAAUUUGAUUUCCCUCUGUCUAUUUGCAUAUAUUUUUCUAGCUGACGUCUACGGGGUCCUGUUCUGUGAUAAUGGUUCAGUGACGGUCGCAUUUCUAUUCACCAGUUGGGACUUUUCUUCCCAGCCUCCAGGAGAGGUUGGCAACUCAACCAUGAUGUGCUGAGGUCUACAUCAACAGCAUAUCACCGUACUGCAAAGCACAAUUAACACUGUUCAGGAUACAUUUUUCUCCAGAGUAAUUAAAAAGAACUAUUUUGAGUAUUAACUCACACAUGUAGAUCACCUACUAACAAUGACAGAUUGAAGACUUUCAUAAUAUCUAAAGAAGAGACCUAAAGGACAAAGAAGUCAGAGAUGUUUAAUGGAGUUAUAUGAUCAACUUUCUAUCCAUCUCUAAAAUGUCUCCUUGAAUCAACUGACUUUGAAGUAAAGAAUGAAUAAAUAACA